Messenger RNA from Theobroma cacao (cacao), 1343 nucleotides. RefSeq names its product myeloid leukemia factor. The record is from RefSeq and is a predicted model, not a curated record. NCBI's taxonomy places the organism in Eukaryota, Viridiplantae, Streptophyta, Magnoliopsida, Malvales, Malvaceae.
GAACAGGCUCUGUAAAUUCGCUGCUCCACCUGUAAACCUCGCAGGUCGCUCUGGUUCCUUCUUUCGCACUUCGAAAAUCUUUCUUCUAAAAUUUUCGCAAUCCGCUCGUUUCACCAGUGGGAACAGCGCAUUACAAAAUGCAGAAGGAAAGACAAGGCAGAAAUGACCUGUUUGAUAUGGGUGAGCCAUUUGAUGCUUUCCGAAGGUUUGGUGGCCUUGGAUCCCGUAGAACUAUGAUGCCUAGCCUAUUUGGAGGCAGAGAUCCUUUUGACGACCCAUUCUUCACUCGUACUUUUGGUAGUAUGUUUGAGUCUAGCAUCUUUGAUUCAAGUGCUACUUUUCGUGACACACUGGACAGCAACAGAGAAAAGGGUAUAGUUAUAGAAGAACUGAACCCCGAUGGUGAGGAAGAUGAAGGAAAAGAUAAAGGUGCCACUGAGCAUGCUGGGUCAGGCAAAGAACCAUCUGUUGAGCACCCAGAUGAUGAUGAUAAUGCAGAUGGGAAGAUUCAGAAUGUAAAUCCUAGGAAUGACUAUGACAGGGUGGAAGGAACAAAGUCACAGGCUCCUGGUUUUAGUGUCCAGACUUGCAAAGUUACAUAUGGUGGUGUAGAUGGAGCUUAUUACACUUCUACGAAAAGCAGGAGGACAGGCAGUGAUGGAGUGGUAAUUGAGGAGAGAAAAGAAGCAGAUAGAACAACAGGUCAAGCAACACAUAGGGUUUCCAGAGGAAUUCAUGAUAAGGGCCAUUCUGUUACAAGGAAGCUUAAUUCAGACGGUAAGGUGGACACAACACAAACAUUACACAACUUGAAUGAAGAUGAGCUUGAGGAUUUUGAACAGGCUUGGAAAGGUAAUAGUCAAGGUCAUUUGCCUGGUUGGAGUGAUGGAUUUAGCAUGCAUGCAAAUGCUGGAUCUAGCAGUGAUGAACAUAUGGGGAAGGCAAUGUGGGACAGUUGGAGACUUCCAUCUAGAGAGCACGCUCGAAACACGGGAGGUCAAGCUCAAGGAGCAGCAGACAGUGAAGCAAGAACCAAUUCUGGGGGCAGAACCAAGAAAAUUGUGAGGAUUAAUAUAGAAUGAACCACGGAUGACCAAGUACUGCUUUUUGUCCUGUUUUUGGACCCCAGCCCCAGUGUUAAUACGCUUGCAGAAAUAAUACCAAAACAUGGAUCUUUGCUCCGUUUUAGGUGAACCAGGUGCUAACCUGUUAUAUUUGUUUCGGAUUUGGUCCAUGUUCUGGUGACAGUGUUCAGUAUUAGACAUUAGAAACUCUUCAUUAUAAAGUUGUUUUGCAUUAAUUCUAGCAAGGGUGAAAAAAGUGAAAUGGAAAAAAAAAAAAGA